UUGAGAAGCUUCAUUAGCACUAAUAUUUCUUUCUGCUCUAGUAUCUGUUUGAAUUUCUCUUGAAAUAGAUGAGCUGCGCUGUAGAUAGACCCUCCUCCCCAUCCUUUAAAGUCACCAGGAAGUUUUUUUUUUAACAGAGAGCUGUGAAAGGUGUUGUGCUUCAUUUCUCUUUGAAAAGCCUGAGGUGAGGGUCGCAGAGGUGAAUCUUGAUGCUGAAUUUUCUAUAGAUAUUUAAGGAAUUGAUUAAAUGAUUAGCACCAGUUUGCUGUUUUGUUAUUGUGAUUCAGACACAGUUGGACUAACUCAGGAGCUUGAAGCCUCAGCAUGAUGAGCCGUCCACAGAAAUACAUAGAAGGUGAAGCUCUUCACUGUCAACGUGAAAAAUCAAACAAUGCGUUAAAGCUCAGAGUGGCCGUGCUGGUUGUUUGUGUUCUCCUGGUAUCGGCUCUCGUGGUAAUUUAUCUCUUGUUUGAGCUUUUGAAAACCAGGGAAAUGCUCAGAAACCUUGAACUGAAGCAGGUAACUGUAAAAACUGAUGUCACAGUUGAACCAUAUUACAAAUGUGAAGAUGGCUGGGAGCAACACAGAGGAAAGUGCUAUUAUUUCUCCACAAGAAAAUCAUCCUGGGAUCAGAGCAAAACUGAAUGUAGCACUAAAGGAGGAGGCCUGGUUAAGAUAGACAGCAGCGAGGAGCAGAGUUUCUUGGGGAAAAAUGUUCAACAAAAAACGGUGGGAUACGACGACCUUUUCUGGAUCGGCCUGACAGGCUCAGCAGAAGAGGGCAAAUGGUUGUGGGUGGACGGCUCAUCACUGAACGAAAGGUUGACAUUUUGGAAGGAUCAAGAGGCAGAUGAUUUGAGUGGAGAAGAUCCCGAUGGAGACGACUGUGUGGGGAUGGGGCCAAUAAUUGGUUGA
Molecule: messenger RNA, 915 nt
Organism: Haplochromis burtoni (Burton's mouthbrooder)
Lineage: Eukaryota; Metazoa; Chordata; Actinopteri; Cichliformes; Cichlidae
Product: CD209 antigen-like protein A
Exons: 7
Coding region: 325-915 (196 amino acids)
Source: RefSeq, a predicted model, not a curated record